Molecule: messenger RNA, 2340 nt
Organism: Tinamus guttatus (white-throated tinamou)
Lineage: Eukaryota; Metazoa; Chordata; Aves; Tinamiformes; Tinamidae
Source: RefSeq, a predicted model, not a curated record
CGCCGCCGCGGCGCGUCGCUGAGGAAUGGCCUCGCUGGACCUGCCCUACCGGUGCCCGCGGUGCGGCGAGCACAAGCGCUUCCGGAGCCUGUCGUCGCUGCGGGCGCACCUGGAGUACAACCACACCUACGAGACCCUCUACGUGCUCUCCAAGACCAACAGCAUCUGCGAUGCCGCCGUCUUCCCCUUGGCCGCCGACGCGUCGCUGCUGACACCGGCCGCCCGGCGGGACUACUUCGAGAGCACCUCCUUCCAGGGCAAGGAGCAGCGCUUCUCCUGCGACCUCGUGCCCGCUGAGGAGCUCGAGCCGGCGCCGUCCUCCUCGCCCUCGCCCCGCUAUGUCCACGAGAUCGAGAUCCCGCUGACGGAGAUCUUCAGCCGCGGCAAAGCCGUGGCGCCGGCCCCCACGCCGCCGGCCCCUAUGGACGCGGCGGCGCCGGCCCCCACGCCGCCGGCCACUAUGGACGCGGCCUACGAGGAGGGCCUGGCCCGCCUCAAGAUCCGCGCCUUGGAGAAGCUGGAGGUGGACAAGCGGCUGGAGAAGCUCACCGAGGAGGUGGAGCAGAAGAUCGCCUCGCAGGUUGGCCGGCUCCAGGUGGAGCUGGACAGGAAGAGCUCAGAGCUGGAAAAGGCCAAGCAGGAGAGCCUGCGGCUCAGCCGGGAGAAGCAGGAGCUGGAGGACCGGGCAUCCGAGCUGUCCCGCCAGGUGGAUGUGAGUGUGGAGAUGCUGGCCUCCCUCAAGCAGGACCUGGUGCAGAAGGAGCAGGAGCUGGCACGCAAGCAACAGGAGGUGAUGCAGAUCGACCAGUUCCUGAAGGAGACGGCGGCGCGUGAGGCCAACGCCAAGGUGCGACUGCAGCACUUCAUCGAGGAGCUGCUGGACCGCGCCGACCGCGCCGAGAAGCAGCUCCAGAUCAUCAGCAGCAGCUGCGGCACCACCCCCAACGGCAGCCUGGGACGCUGCAGCGCGCCCGGCGCCAAGGGCAUCGGCCGCCCGAGAGACAGGCACCCGGGCCCGGGGGUGGCCGUGCACGGCCCAUAUGGCAUUUGCAACCAGCGCUCCUCUUCCAGCACGGGGAGAAGGUUGAUCUGGGGCUGCGGGCUCAUCCGGGAGCGUGAGGCGCGCCGGCCCUACCGCAACAGCACCGAGGGCGAGGAGGGCGACAUCUCCGACGUGGGCUCCCGCACCACCGAGUCGGAGGCCGAGGGGUGGGAGCCUGAGGCGCCCGGCGCCUCCCGGCCCGUGAGCAGCUGCCGGCUGACAGCCAGGUCCGAGGGGGCGGUGGGCAAGGCGGGCCGGCUGGAGAAGGGCAGCCCGGGCCACUCCAGCGAGGUGAUCAGCCCCGAGAUCCUCAAGAUGCGGGCAGCGCUGUUCUGCAUCUUCACCUACCUGGACACCAAGACGCUGCUGCGCGUGGCUGAGGUCUGCAAGGACUGGAAGUUCGUGGCCCGGCACCCGGCCGUGUGGACACGGGUGCUGCUGGAGAACGCCAGGGUGUCCUCAAAGUUCCUGGCCAUGCUGUCGCAGUGGUGCACCCAGACACACUCCCUCACCCUCCAAAACCUCAAGCCGCGCCAGCGCGGGAAGAAGGAGAGCAAGGAGGAUUACAUGAAGAGCACACGGGGCUGCCUCGAAGCCGGGCUGGAGUCACUGCUGAAGGCCACGGGCAGCAACCUGCUGAUCCUGCGCAUCUCCCACUGCCCCAACGUGCUGACCGACCGCUCGCUUUGGCUGGCCAGCUGCUACUGCCGGGGCCUGCAGGCCGUCACGGACCGGAGCUCUACAGACCCUGUGGGUCACGAAGUCAUCUGGGCCCUUGGAGCAGGUUGCAGAGACAUCAUCUCUCUCCAGGUCGCACCUCUACAUCCCUGCCAGCAGCCAACGCGUUUCAGCAACCGCUGUCUUCAGAUGAUCGGCCGCUGCUGGCCGCACCUGCGGGCACUGGGUGUCGGAGGGGCAGGCUGUGGUGUCCAGGGCCUGGCAUCCUUAGCCCGGAACUGCAUGCGGCUGCAGGUCCUGGAGCUGGACCACGUGGCGGAGAUCAACCAGGAGGUUGCAGCAGAAGUGUGUAGAGAGGGAUUGAAGGGGCUGGAGAUGCUCGUGCUGACUUCCACACCAGUCACCCCCAAAGCCCUGCUGCACUUCAACAGUGUGUGCCGGAACCUGAAGUCCAUCGUCGUGCAGGUGGGCAUUGUGGACUACUUCAAGGAGCCCCACAGCCCAGAAGCCAAGAAGAUGUUUGAAGAAAUGGUGAACAAACUGCAGGCCCUGAGGAAAAGACCUGGCUUUUCCAAGAUUUUACACAUCAAAGUGGAAGGAGGCUGUUAGACCUUCACGGA